Messenger RNA from Capsicum annuum, 567 nucleotides. RefSeq names its product metallothionein-like protein type 2. The coding region runs from base 118 to 345 and encodes 75 amino acids. The transcript has 3 exons. Lineage: Eukaryota; Viridiplantae; Streptophyta; Magnoliopsida; Solanales; Solanaceae. Gene Ontology annotation, molecular function: metal ion binding. The record is from RefSeq and is a predicted model, not a curated record.
UGUCCUGUAAAAGCCCCGCUCUAUGCUUCAACUUUUAUCACAACUACAACAACUUGCUUUAUUCACUAAAUUUCUUUUACAACAAAUCUCUCCUUUUCAACAACAAAUUAGGAAAAGAUGUCUUGCUGUGGUGGAAGUUGUGGCUGCGGAUCUAGCUGCAACUGCGGCAGUGGCUGUGGAGCAUGUGGAAUGUACCCCGACGUGGAGAAAUCUGCUACCUUUACUAUCAUUCAAGGUGUUGCACCUAUGACCAACUAUGGAAGCGUUGGGGAGAAAGCAGCAGGAGAAGGUGGAAAUGCGUGCAAAGGUGGAUCAAACAGAACUUGUGAUCCUUGCAAUUGUUAAUUUACUGAUCCCCACAGUAAAAAAGUGGAGUUGUGUGGUGUUCUAAAAGCUUUUUGUAAUAAUAAUACAACAACCAUGAAACUGAUCAUGAUCAUCGAUCAUCAGUUCUUAGGUUUGUGUCUUUCUUGUUUGUUAUGUUCUGUAGUGGGAUUUGAAUUAGGGGUGUAACAGAAAUAUAUCAUCACAUAUAUACAAUUAUAUAAGUGUGUUAAUUCCUUCCUU